AUGGGCUGCGAGAACAUGGACUGUAUGCCUCAGGUCGAGACAGGGCUCCCUCCGCCACCUAAGGUAAAGGCAGAGCAGGAUACAGAGACGGAGACAGAGACGAAGCCAGAGUCUGAUGGAGAAGAUGCCGAAGUAGAGACGUAUCCGGAGGGCGGCCUCAAGGCAUGGCUUAACCUCCUGGGAGCAUUCUGUGCCAUGGCCUGCACUUUCGGCUGGAUUAGUACGUUCGGCGUCUUCGAGGCAUACUACCACACCCAUCUGCUGAAGGAAAACACCCAUUCCCAGAUUGCGUGGAUAGGCGGACUGCAGGCCUUCUUCAUAUGCACUACCGGGUUGAUAUCAGGCCCUUUGGUCGAUAGGUAUGGCCUCAAACCUAUACUGGUCCCGUUCUCACUGCUAGCUCUGAUCUCAGUGAUGGUGACCUCUAUCUGCAAGGAGUACUAUCAGUUCAUCCUCACCCAGGGCGUGCUAGGUGGCUUUAGUGUCGGCAUGCUCUACACUCCGUCCAUCUCCAUCAUGGGCCACUACUUCCACCGGCGUCGUGAUCUGGCCAUCGCCGCCGCCUCUGCUGGCUCCCCCCUGGGCGGUGUCAUCUUCCCUAUCUCCCUGCUUCAGAUGUUAGAGCAUUCUCGUAUCGGCUUUGGCUGGGCCGUGCGGGGUGUGGGUGUUAUAUUUCUUUUCUUCCUGUGCAUUGCCUGCGCGACACUAACGCCUCGAGUGUCUCCGCGGAGAGGACCGCAUUUCCUAUCCGCUGCGUUCAGGGACCAGGUCUACGUGUCUCAGCUGGUCGGCUACUGUUUGAUCUUCUGGGGCAUAUACACGCCUUUCUUCUUCCUGCCGUCAUUCGCCAUCCGGCAAGGCGUCAGCGUCGACUGGGCAUUUUAUAUCCUUCCGAUAUACAACACUGCCUCUGCCGUGCUCAUGUUCAGCUGGCUGGCAGCAACCUCGCUGACGGGCAUCAUCGUCUUUGCCGUCCUGUUCGGCUUCUCUUCCGGCGCCAUCAUCGGCCUGUUCCCUGCCGCCGUGGCCGUGACUGCUCCCCGAGCGAACCAGAUAGGAACAUACCUGGGCAUGACGAUGGGUGUUCUCGGGCUGUUCUGUCUGACCAGCUCGCCGAUGAUGGGCGCCAUCUUGACGAUGUCUGGAGGCCGAUAUAACGAAGCAAUCAUCUUCAGCGCCGUUCUCAUCGCCGUAGGAGGCGGAUUGAUUGUCUUUGCUAGGGUCAAGCACUCAGGCUGGAAACUGGUUGCUUAG
Molecule: messenger RNA, 1254 nt
Organism: Microsporum canis CBS 113480
Lineage: Eukaryota; Fungi; Ascomycota; Eurotiomycetes; Onygenales; Arthrodermataceae
Exons: 4
Coding region: 1-1254 (417 amino acids)
Biological process (GO): transmembrane transport
Cellular component (GO): fungal-type vacuole membrane
Molecular function (GO): transmembrane transporter activity
Source: RefSeq, a predicted model, not a curated record